UAGUCAAUUAGCGUGAAGGGAAGGAUAUCAGCGAUUGAUAAACAUCUUCAGCGAGGUAUAUAAGCAGGUCGGGGCUUAUUGUUGCAGUAGAAGUGAAGCUUCAUCAAACAGUCAUCAUGUUCACAUACGUCGCAAUCGCCUGCUUCUUAGGAGUAGCUGCAGCUGCUCCAUCCCUACCUCUCGUCGAUUCCAUUUCCAUCCCUCGCUACGGGUUUAACUACGCCGUCAACGACCCGCUGACCGGCGACAACAAGGCGCAGACGGAACACCGCGACGGCGGCGUCGUCAAAGGCUCCUACUCAUUGGCCGAGCCCGACGGCACCAUCCGCGUAGUGGACUACGCUGCCGACCCCAUCUCCGGGUUCAACGCCGUCGUCAAACGAAUCGGCCCCGCUGUACACCCUCAACAAAUACAACUCCCUGUAGCCAAACUUGCUGCCCCUAUUGCCCCAAUCGCCCCGAUUGCUAGCGCGUGGGGACUGGCGGGCCUCGGCGCCGGUAAUUUAGGCCUUGGCCUUGGAGGAUGGGGCCUCGCGGGCAAAGGCUGGGAACUUGACGGACAGGACUCGUUGGGACAUUAAUAUAUGGUGAUUGCGAUUCCCUUGGACGUUAGAUAUAUGAUUUUCGCUACUAAGUUCGUGAGUGAAAAUGGUAUUAGUUUAACGCUAAAAUUCAUGACUGAAAUGUGUGUUGAAUAAAAUGUUAUUGAGUUAUA
Messenger RNA from Plodia interpunctella (Indianmeal moth), 715 nucleotides. It is a transcript of the gene CPR57, whose product is annotated as adult-specific cuticular protein ACP-20-like. Gene Ontology annotation, cellular component: extracellular matrix. The record is from RefSeq and is a predicted model, not a curated record. The coding region runs from base 117 to 581 and encodes 154 amino acids. Lineage: Eukaryota; Metazoa; Arthropoda; Insecta; Lepidoptera; Pyralidae. The transcript is spliced from 3 exons.